GGUUAAAACCCUGCUAAAAACCCUGGCCAUCCUGGGAAAUAAGCCACAACCCUCCAGAAUGAAAUUCGUCUCCCGUUCUGUCUCCAAAUCCUACCUCUCCACUCACCACCACCGCAACACUAACUGCAUACCCUUCGUGGAUGCCACCGCCGCCACAAUCCCAUGCGUCAGAGACCGAGGCCUUGACCACGUGGUGGAGCGAGAGAAGAACCUGAACCCACUCCUUAACAUCAAGAACAUCAUCAAAUCAGAGCCGUCCAAGUCGCUUCCAAUCUCCAUCAUCACCCAACAAAAGGACUUCCUCAAGGUCCCCACUCGCCCCAUCGAAUUCAUCCGGAAGUUCCCUUCAAUCUUCCAGGAAUUUCUCCCUGGCGGGAUCGGAAUCCAACCCCACAUCAAGCUCACCCCCGAGGUGCUCAAUCUCGAUGCCGAAGAGCAGUUAGUUUACCAGAGUGACUCUUACAAGCAAGACCUGGCCGAUAGGCUACUGAAGCUGCUGAUGAUAUCGAGAAUCAAUAAGAUACCUUUAAGGAUUCUGGAUAUGUUGAAAUGGGAUCUGGGUCUUCCCCAAGAUUACAUCAAAACUCUCGUCCCAGAGUUUCCCGACUACUUUCGGGUUGUGAGUGGGGAAGGGUUCUCAUCUGGGUCAGAGGAUACUGGCGAGUUGGAGUUGGUUUGCUGGAGUAAUGAACUGUCCGUCUCUGUUUUGGAGAAGAAGGCUACGAAGGGGGAAAUGGGGUACUCAAAAGGAAUGCCGAUAGCAUUUCCUAUGAAGUUUUCGAGGGGUUUUGAGAUGGAUAAGAAGGUGAAGAAGUGGGUUGAUGAAUGGCAGAAGUUACCUUAUAUAUCGCCAUAUGAAAAUGCUGGCCAUCUUUCACCUAAGAGCGAUGAAUCAGAUAGGUGGGCAGCUGCAGUUCUGCAUGAAAUUAUGAAUCUUUUUGUGGCGAGGAAAGUGGAAAGAGAAAAUGUGUUCUGCCUUGGGGACUAUAUGGGAAUAAGGUCGAGGUUUAAGAGAGUUUUGCUUCACCAUCCAGGCAUUUUUUACUUGUCAAGUAAGUUUGGGAGUUAUACUGUGGUUUUGAGGGAGGUUUACAAGAGGGGUUUGUUGAUUGAGAGUAAUCCAUUACUGGGCAUUAGAAGUCAGUAUAUUCACCUCAUGAAUACUGUUAAGGAAAAUAACAAAGCUAUUACUGUCCCAAGUGGAAGCAAGCAAAAAGAAAAGGGAGCAAUCAAAGACGACGAGUGUCACGAUGAUAGUGCAGACAAUAAUUCUGCGGAGUCUGGUUCUGAGGUUGAGGAUUUUAGCGACGACGAUUAUGAAGAUAAUGAUGAGGAUGAGGAUGAGGAUGGUGCAGAUAGAAAGCAGGGUCAAAGAGGUUUUCACAGAAAUCCAGUCGAUGGUAGAGGUAGAACUAGUAGGCAGAAGGAUUUGGAUUUGAAAAGGCAUGCUGGAAAUGUUCAAGGAGAAAGAACAACAGGGAAAUAUGAUCGUAAGACUGUGCACAGGCGUCCACUGAAAGCUUCUAGAAGAAAAGAAGUACACGGUGGACAUAGCUUGCGGCAAAGUUCAAAAGAGUGGUCAAAGUCAACUCAAAGCAAGAGGAGGUCAUUGUGGAGCAAGGAAACUUCUACUUAAUAUAGAAUGAUUCAUUUGCUAGAUAACAUCUAAGCAGGGGUAUCCUGUCUGGGCCAAGGUUCAUAAAUGGCUCCACCUUUCUUCAAAUGAUUUGGGAGUAUAAAGCCAGGCAUGUACAGUGCCUACCUGUGCCUCUGAGGAACAGGGUCAACCUCGUUGGUUUCAGAAGUCCAAGGCUGUUGCUGCAAUGCCCCAUCCUAUUCUUGAAACAAGGCUUUGAACUCUAGUUCAAAUAUCAGGCACGGUAUUAUGCAUGGGUGUUCUGUCUAUUGUCUUCCCUCUGCGGAACCAAUUCUUGCAUCCUACUGAUAAUCGUAAUCUGAAAAUAUUAUAAAUGAUUUUGUGUCUUUGCUGACGUCCGCUCUUGGAGGUUGUGUUGGUAAACAUGAACCAUUGAGGAAUGGCAUGUAAGGUCACAGUUGUUUCCACAUUUUAGUAUCCUCACUUUUGGGAAUUGACGGCUCAUUUUGUAGAGAGAGGAAUAGAGACUAUCUUUUGUACCACUUAGUAUGGAUAUUUUCCUCAGUAACAUAAACUACUGGCAUGCCAAGAUGUAGGUUUCUGAUUUCUUGCCCAAUACACGAUCUUCUAAUAUUGGAAAUAAGUUGUCAAUAAAGCGGUCUCUGUAUGACAAUGGA
This is a messenger RNA of Carica papaya (papaya), 2274 nucleotides long. Lineage: Eukaryota; Viridiplantae; Streptophyta; Magnoliopsida; Brassicales; Caricaceae. The record is from RefSeq and is a predicted model, not a curated record.